Molecule: messenger RNA, 728 nt
Organism: Symbiodinium pilosum
Lineage: Eukaryota; Dinophyceae; Suessiales; Symbiodiniaceae
Source: the annotation of a GenBank genome assembly
GCUUCAACGCGUGCAUGGGCAGCAUGCGCAAAGCCAGCCGAUGGAGGAGGGCUCAUCUGUUGUUGACGCAGUUUGAGAUGGCAUCCUUGCAAACAGACUUGAGGAGUUUCAGCGUGGCGAGCAGCGCGUGUUCUAGGAGCAGGCAUUGGCAGCAGGCUGUAGAGCUGGUGACUCGGCAGAUGCAUUCCGGCCUGCAACCUGACAGAGUCUCCUUCGCUCUUUGGCUCAACCAAUGCUGUUGUGCAACCUUCAACAUCAACUGGGACCGGAGUGCGUUUGAGGCUGCCUCUGCUUGCUCGACUUCCGACUGGAUGCGGACAAUCCAUGUCUUCCAUCAGAUGGCAUCCAUGCAAGUAAGGCUGGAUGUGGCGAACGGCAACACUGCCCUCAACUCAUGCGAAAAGGCUGCAGCCUGGAUCACUGGGCUGGCAUUGCUGCAGCAUCUGCCGCAAGCCGCAACUUCAGCUGAUGCUGUCACAUUCAACAGUGCUGUCAGUGCUUGCCGUGGUUACAAUGCAGCAAUCACCGCACUAGGCCGGGCACUUCAGUCGGAACGAGCUGUGGAACUGCUUCGCACGGUGAGCUCAUGCAAGCUGAAAGUGGAUCUACUUAGCUUCAGCUCAGCAAUUUCUGCGUGCCAACGUCUGGCUAAAUGGCGCCCAGCAGUCUACCUUUUCAAGAGCCUACGAGAUGAUUCGAUUGCAGCGGACAGUAUUUGUUGCCGCACG